Cajanus cajan (pigeon pea) is the source of this 1813-nucleotide messenger RNA. NCBI's taxonomy places the organism in Eukaryota, Viridiplantae, Streptophyta, Magnoliopsida, Fabales, Fabaceae. The record is from RefSeq and is a predicted model, not a curated record.
CCUCACUCCUACCAUGCAAAACCACAUUCAAUUCUCUCUCUUCGUUUUGAAUGCUUCCGUCUUAGAAUAAUAUUUUCUUCAGGGUCUAACUUUGAACACACUUCAUGUGUAUGAAACCAAGGACCCUCUUCUUAUAUAACACAUGAGACAUGACAUAUCUAUGUUUCUCUAUAAAUAUAUGUUGUACAAGAACAAACCCUCUUGAACAAGGCCCUUCUAUAUAUUUCUUAUCACAAUUCAUUCACCCUUACAAUUACAACAACAGUUUUAUUGGUUUCUUUGCAUAUGCUAGAGAUGGUGUUGGGAUGGAGAAGAAGGAAGGGCAACAAAGGUGGGAAGCCCAAGAUGGAGUUGGUGAUUCCAAACCACUUCAGGUGUCCAAUUUCUCUUGAUUUGAUGAAGGAUCCUGUGACAUUGUCAACUGGCAUCACAUAUGAUAGAGAGAGUGUGGAGAGGUGGUUUCAUGAAGGGAACAUCACUUGUCCAGUUACCAACCAAGUUGUGAGGAACUUUGACAUGAUUCCAAAUCAUUCCCUCAGGAUCAUGAUUCAAGAUUGGUGUGUGGAGAAUAGGCAACAUGGUGUGGAGAGAAUUCCAACUCCAAGGAUACCAGUUACCCCAAUUGAGGUUGCUGAUCUUCUCAUGCAGGUGAAGGCCUCAUCAAGGGGUUUGGACCAACAUGGUUGCCUUGAGUUGGUGCACAAAAUGGAGAAAUGGGGUGGUGAGAGUGAGAGGAACAAGAGGUGCAUAGUGGACAAUGGUGCACCUGUGACCCUAGCUUGUGCCUUUGAUGCCUUUGCAAAUGACUCAGUGGAGAGGAAUGUGGUGGUUCUUGAGGAGAUUCUGUCAUCACUCAAUUGGAUGUUUCCACUUCAAUUGGAGGCACACAAGUGUUUGGGGUCCUUGGCUUCUUUGAGAUGCAUGGUUUGGUUCUUGAAGCACCAAGAUCUCUCAGGGAAAGAGAAGUCCAUUGUGGCAUUGAAAGAGCUUCUUUCCUUUGGUGAUGAGCACCAUGUGGAGGCCCUGUCACAAAUUGAAGGGGUCAAUGAGCUUUUGGUGGAGUUCAUCAACAAGAGGGUUAGUCCAACCAUCACAAAGUCAUCAUUGAGGGUGGUUUGGUACUUGGUUUCCUCCUCUUCCAAUUCAAGUGAGAGGAUCAAGUUACGUUUUGUUGAAUUGGGUUUGGUUUCUUCUUUGCUUGACAUUCUCAUUGACUCUGACAAGAGCAUGUGUGAGAAGGCUUUGGCCAUUUUGGACUCUCUAUGCAGCAUUGAAGAAGGGAGAAACAAGGCGUGUGGGAAUGACCUCACAAUUCCUCUUUUGGUGAAGAAAAUUCUGAGAGUUUCACCAUUGACCACAGAACAUUCUGUUUCUGCCAUAUGGAAGCUGUGCAAGUUUGGAGAAAAAGAUGAAGGGAGGACCCUUGUUGAGGCCCUUCAAGUUGGUGCAUUUCAGAAACUCUUGUUGGUGUUGCAAGUUGGAUGUGGUGAUGAGACCAAGGAAAAAGCAACUGAGCUUCUCAAAUUGUUGAAUCCUUAUAGGGCUGAAUUGGAAUGCAUAGACUCAGAUUACAAGAAUGUUAAGAGAUCAUUUUAACUUUAUUGUUUUUCAAUUAAUUGAUUAGAAGUUUUGUGCUGCAUUAUGUGUACAUUUUUUUGGCCAGUCCAAUGGAUCUCUGCAAAUAGAUAGCUAGGGAACAAGUAGGAUUUCAUUCUUUUUGUAUAUUUCAAUACGUGUGAGAAUGACAUUUUGGUAUCUUAGAACAAUUUGUGCCUGUACUUUAUUUAUUCUAUGAUAAUGAAUACUUUUACAU